Messenger RNA from Suncus etruscus (white-toothed pygmy shrew), 3146 nucleotides. It is a transcript of the gene ADAMTS4, whose product is annotated as ADAM metallopeptidase with thrombospondin type 1 motif 4. Gene Ontology annotation, cellular component: extracellular matrix. The transcript has 9 exons. Gene Ontology annotation, molecular function: metalloendopeptidase activity. The record is from RefSeq and is a predicted model, not a curated record. Gene Ontology annotation, biological process: proteolysis; extracellular matrix organization. The coding region runs from base 285 to 2729 and encodes 814 amino acids. NCBI's taxonomy places the organism in Eukaryota, Metazoa, Chordata, Mammalia, Eulipotyphla, Soricidae.
UGCGCCCCAGAGACACAGACAAGGCCUGGAGGAGUCUGACAGAUAGACAAAAGGCACAGCGGGAGGAGACUGAGCUGAGACAGGCACGGGCAAAAGUCAGAAUUGAAGGUUGUCCAGACUGCUUCAGGGAGGACAGAGGAGAGCUGAAGACCCCUGGGAGUAGCUGUGUGUGAGAUCCAGGACUAAUUUUGGCCCUGCCUGUGGGUACCCCCUUUCCUGCUGCAGACAGUCUUUUUCCAGGCAGGGCUCAGACCCCUUGUGCCACCUGCUGUAGCCCCAGGCCCAUGUCCCCAUCAGCCCCAAGUCCCUUGCUGCUGUGGCUUCUUCCGCCGCUGCUAGCUGCCUUCCUGCCCCUGGUCUGGCUUGCUGGCCCUGCGCCCCCAGAGGAGGAGAUCCUGUUCCCCGAGGUACUCAACGGAAGCGUGUUGCCGGGUCGGGGCACCCCUGCUAAGCUGCUGUGCCGUCUGCCAGCCUUUGGGGAGAUGCUGCUGCUGGAGCUGGAGCAGGACCCAGGCGUGCGGGCCAAAGGACUGACGGUGCAGUACCUGGGCCAGGCGCCCACGCUGCUAGGCGGUGCCGAGCCUGGAACUUACCUCACUGGCACCAUCAACGGGGAUCGUGAGUCAGUGGCCUCCCUGCACUGGGAUGGGAAGGCCCUCCUCGGAGUGCUACAGUACCGGGGCGCCGAGCUGCACCUCCAACCUCUGGAAAGGGACGCCUCCAACUCGGCAGGAGGCCCUGGGGCUCAUGUCCUGCGCCGGAAGCGACCUGCCAGUGACCAAGGUCCCAUGUGCAGCGUCAAGGGACCCCCGGGGCACCUCAGCCCAGGACCCCGCAGGGCCAAGCGCUUUGCAUCCCUGAGCAGGUUCGUGGAGACCCUUGUGGUGGCCGAUGCCAAGAUGGCCGAGUUCCACGGGUUGGGCCUGAAGCGCUACCUGCUUACGGUGCUGGCAGCCACCGCCAAGGCCUUCACGCACCCGAGCAUCCGCAACCCUGUCAGCCUGGUGGUUACGCGCCUGGUGGUGCUGGGCCCGGGUGAGGGGCCGCAGGUGGGGCCCAGCGCCGCCCAGACUCUGCGCAGCUUCUGCGCCUGGCAGCAAGGGCUCAAUAGAGCCAAUGACUCGGACCCCGAGCACUUCGACACGGCCAUCCUGUUCACACGACAGGACCUGUGUGGGGCGUCCACCUGUGACACCCUGGGCAUGGCCGACGUGGGCACCGUGUGCGACCCGGCAAGGAGCUGUGCGGUGGUAGAGGACGAUGGGCUGCAGUCUGCCUUCACGGCCGCCCACGAGCUGGGCCACGUCUUCAACAUGCUACAUGACAACUCCAAGCCCUGUGUUGCGCUCAAUGGGCCCAAGGGCGCCUCCCGCCACGUUAUGGCCCCCGUGAUGGCACAUGUGGACCCUGAGGAGCUCUGGUCACCCUGCAGCGCUCGCUUUGUCACUGACUUCCUGGACAAUGGCUAUGGCCACUGCCUCCUGGACAAGCCGGAGGCGCCUCUGCACCUACCUGCCACCUUCCCUGGCAAGGACUACAGUGCAGACCGCCAGUGCCAGCUGACCUUCGGGCCUGACUCUCACCACUGUCCGCAGCUGCUUCCGCCCUGUGCUGCCCUCUGGUGCUCGGGAUACAUCAACGGGCAGGCCAUGUGCCAAACCAAGCAUUCACCCUGGGCUGAUGGCACCCCCUGUGGGCCUGCAAUGGCCUGCAUGGGCGGACAAUGCCUUCAGGGGCACCAGCUUCAGGACUUCAAUAUCCCACAGGCUGGGGGUUGGGGGUUCUGGGGCUCCUGGGGCGACUGUUCGAGGACCUGCGGGGGUGGCGUCCAAUUCUCCUCCCGGGAUUGCACAAGGCCGGUGCCCCGCAAUGGGGGCAAAUACUGUGAGGGUCGCCGCACCCGCUUCCGGUCCUGCCACACUCAGGACUGCCCCUCAGGCUCAGCCUUGACAUUCCGUGAGGAACAAUGUGCGGCCUACAACCUCCGCACCGAUCUCUUCAAGAACUUCCCAGGGCCCAUGGACUGGGUGCCCCGCUAUGCCGGGGUGGCACCUCGAGACCAGUGCAAGCUCACCUGCCAGGCUCAGGCCCUCGGCUACUACUAUGUGCUGCAGCCUCGGGUGAUGGACGGGACCCCCUGUUCCCCGGACACGUCGUCAGUGUGUGUCCAGGGCCGCUGUAUCCACGCGGGCUGUGACCGCAUCAUCGGCUCCAGGAAGAAGUUUGACAAGUGCAUGGUGUGUGGCGGUGACGGGUCGAGCUGCAGCAAGCACGCAGGCUCCUUCCGCAAGUUCAGGUCAGGCUACACGGAUGUGGUGACAUUGCCCGUGGGCGCCACCCACGUGCUGGUGCGGCUGCAGGGCAGCCCUGGACCCCAAAGUGUCUUCCUGGCCUUGAAGCGGCCUGAUGGCUCCUACGCGCUCAACGGUGACUCCACUCUGCAGCGGGGCCCCACCGAGGUGCCACUGCCGGGAGCCGUGAGGUUGCGCUACAGCGGGGCAACCGCAGCCCUGGAGACGCUGGCAGGCCGCGGUCCCCUGGUGCAGCCACUAACGCUGCAGGCACUGUUGGCCGGGGACCCCCGAGGCGCGCGCCUCCGCUAUAGCUUUUUCUCACCGCGCCUGCCCACUGAGCUUCCAAAGACCGAGCACCCCGACUGGCUGCAGCGCAAAGCGCAGAUUCUGGAGGCCCUUCGAAAGCGCCAGUGGCCCUGGACGCUGGCUGGAUAGUGAGCAUGGCUACCAGGCUACACCAGCUCGCGGGCUGGACUCUGACGCCGGGUGUGUGGCAACCCCUGCAGAGAUGAGGAGGUCCCGGCAGGCUGGUUCUGCCCUGCUCACCCCCCUAACAGAGGCGCGGUUUGGACACUUGGCACCUGUCCUAAAGGGAGGUGGGCAGGCCCCGUAUUUAUUUCCUAUUUAUUCACCUGUAGUUUACAGCAGGGCAGGAGAGAGUUGGUCUGGUCUUGGGGACACAAGUCCAGCUCAGAGGCCUCAAGUAUCACUUGGGAAAAAUCCAGGGCAGUGAGCUAAAGUGGGGAGUCAGAGUACGUGAGAUAGUGUGUAUACUUACUGUAUGAAAGUGUCUUUGAGUAUAUGUAUAAGAUUGUGUGUACAUGGGAGCCGGAGUGAUAGCACAGCGGUAAG